Messenger RNA from Rotaria sp. Silwood1, 1451 nucleotides. Lineage: Eukaryota; Metazoa; Rotifera; Eurotatoria; Philodinida; Philodinidae. The record is from the annotation of a GenBank genome assembly.
CAGUCAUAAUCUAAUUGAUUGAUGCAUAAGAGAAUAACGAAUAACAGAAGGAGAGAAAAGACGAAAUAAAAUAAAAAGAAAGAGGAAACAGAAGAGGUGAUUGUUUUUCAUCUCUCAGUAGGUGGUUUCGAUUAUAAAUGUUAGAGGAGAUGAAUGGUAAUAAAAACGAGAUUCAGAUCAUAUGCAAACUCAUUAUUAAAUUCAAACUAAGAAAUAUUUACAACCUUCCAACAUCAUAUAAAUAGGCAAGCAUCACAUAGUUCAAUUUAUUCUUUUUUCUAAAUUCUGCCUUUUUUGAUAAAUAGAUCAUCGCUGUUUCUUCUCAUUCAUCUCGUCAAUUAUAUUUAAAUAAAAGGAAUAUUAUGGCUGAACCAUUAAUAUGUCCAUUAUGUAAGAGUAUUAUGGGUAAUUCUAUUGAUGGUAUAGCUAUUUAUGGUUGUGGACAUAUGAUCUGUGGUGAAUGUUUCUAUGAUUUACAUCAUCAAAGUUAUAAAUGUUUUGUAUAACAAAUUGAUACAGUUGCUAAUAUAACAUUAAAUACAUGUUCUAUUGGUAGAACUAAUCGUAUGUUUAUACCAUAUAUAUUUAAUAUAACAAAUUCAUGUUUAAAACUUGAAAAUGAAAUUCAAAUUGAUUUUGAAUCACCUGUUCUUUAUGCAUUAAAACAAGCUGAUGCAUAUAAUGACACAGUACCACCACUGUGUACAGCUAAUGUUCAAAAUGGUGUAUGUCAUGUACAAUUUAUUCGAAAAGAACCAUGUUCAUUUAGUUGGGAUUGGGGUCCAGCUUUUGCUCCAAUUAGUAUUCCAGGUAAUAUAUAUUUUGAAGGUGUAAAUACAACAGAAAUAAUUAUUGCACUUGAAACUGUUAAUCUUGCUUCGUAUAAUACAGUAGAUAAAACUUGUAAUUGGAUACCAUCAGAUUCAUUUCAAGAACGUGUUAGUGAUGAAAAACUUGAACGUUUACUACGUUCAGCUCAAUUAUCAAAUAUGAAUAUGUUACGUAUAUGGGAUGGUGGAAUAUAUGAACGUAAUUCAUUUUAUGAAAUAGCUGAUCGUCUAGGUAUAAUGUUAUGGCAUGAUUUUAUGUUUGCUUGUAGUCUUUAUCCUGUUGAUGAACCAUUUUUAACAAAUGUUCAUGAUGAAGUUAUUUAUCAAGUUAAACGAGUUCAACAUCAUCCAUCUAUUGGUGUAUCACAAGAAAAAAUGAAAAAAACAAAAGAUGAUUAUAGAAAAUUAUAUGCUGAUACAAUUAUCGAUGCUGUUAAACAAAUUGAUAAAGGAAAUAAUCGACCAUUUGUUACUUCAUCACCAUCAAAUGGACUUGAAACAAUAAUUGAAAAUUAUAUUGCUAAGGAUCCUCAAGAUCCACUUUAUGGUGAUGUUCAUUUUUAUGGAUAUCAAGAUGAUUCAUGGGAUUCAACAACAUAUCAUAUCGGAUUUAAAUUUUAA